Molecule: messenger RNA, 4614 nt
Organism: Boleophthalmus pectinirostris (great blue-spotted mudskipper)
Lineage: Eukaryota; Metazoa; Chordata; Actinopteri; Gobiiformes; Gobiidae
Gene: stom
Product: stomatin
Exons: 8
Coding region: 111-992 (293 amino acids)
Cellular component (GO): plasma membrane
Source: RefSeq, a predicted model, not a curated record
CUGUGGAUGUGCGGGAGCUUUACUGGGGCAGUCGGUCAGUAAACACGCACCUUUAACGGGAUCUGCUCCACCUUCCACCGUCUGAUCCGCUCCAAACCCACCGGACCGCCAUGGAGCAGGACCGUGAAGACUUCGCCAUGAAAGAAGCCAAGAGACGAGAACGAACUGCAGGUCAAAAGUGUGGCCAUGACAUUGAAGCCCUGGAGCACCCGGACUCGGACAUCGGGCUGUGCGGCUGGAUUUUGGUGCUGUUCUCCAUGCUGCUCACACUGGUCACUCUGCCCAUCUCCAUCUGGAUGUGCAUCAAGAUCGUCAAGGAGUACGAGAGAGCCAUCAUCUUUCGCCUGGGACGCAUCCUGAGGGGCGGAGCCAAAGGACCAGGCUUGUUCUUCAUCCUGCCCUGCACCGACAGCUUCAUCAACGUGGACAUGCGCACCAUCACCUUCGACAUCCCGCCACAAGAGGUCCUGACUAAAGACUCGGUGACAGUGAGCGUGGAUGGAGUGGUGUAUUACCGCGUGCAGAAUGCGACUCUGGCUGUAGCUAACAUCACCAACGCGGACGCCGCCACCCGCCUGCUGGCACAGACCACCCUGAGGAACGUCCUGGGCACCAAGAACCUGUCCGAGAUCCUGUCUGACCGGGAGGAGAUCGCUCACAGCAUGCAGUCCACUCUGGAUGAUGCCACAGAUGACUGGGGCAUAAAGGUGGAGCGGGUGGAGAUCAAGGACGUGAAGCUGCCGCUCCAGCUGCAGAGAGCCAUGGCAGCAGAGGCCGAGGCCAGCAGGGAGGCCCGCGCCAAGGUGAUAGCUGCAGAGGGUGAGAUGAACGCGUCCCGGGCUUUAAAGGAGGCGUCUCUGGUGAUCGCAGAGUCCCCCUCCGCCCUGCAGCUGCGAUACCUCCAGACCCUCAACACCAUCGCAGCCGAGAAGAACUCCACCAUCAUCUUCCCCCUGCCCCUGGAGAUGAUGCAAGCCUUCAUAAAGCCCUGAGCCUCCACCGGACCUCAGGCAACCAGUCCCACCUCCAAACCCACCAACCCCCACUAACACCAAGAAGAACUCCACCAUCCUUUUCCACCUACCCCUGGAGAUGAUAUAACCCUUCAUCAAGCGCUGAGCCUCCACCGGACCCCAGGCAACCAGUCCCAUCUCCAAAACCCACCAGUCCCACCCAAAACCCCACCACCAUCAUCUUUCCCCUGCCCCUCAAGGUGAUGCAAGCCUUCAUCAACCAAUGAGCCACCACCUGACCCAGGGAACCAGUCCCACCCACCAACUCCACCAACUGACCCUAGCCGAGCCAGUCCCAGGCAACCAGUUCCACCACCGGAUGCAGGCAGCCAGUCCCACCUCCAAAGCCACCAACCCCAUCCAAAACCCCAUCACCUUCAGCUUCCUCCUGCCCUUGGAGAUGGUGUAAGCCUUCAUCAAGCAGUGAGUCCACCACCUGACCCAGGCAACCAGUCCCACCCAUUAACCCCACCAAACCAACCCUAACUGAACACCCACUACCACCAUCGCAGGUGAGAAGAACUCCACCAUCGUCUUCCACCUGUCCCUGGAGAUGAGCCUCCACUGGACCCUAGGCAACCAGUCAUAACACAAGAUCCCAGGCAACCAGUUCCACCACCUGACCCAGGGAACCAGUCCCACCCACCAACCCCACCAACCGACCCCACCCGAACCUCUACUACUACCAUCACAGCUGAGAAGAACUCCACCAUCCUCUUCCACCUGCCCCUGGAGAUAAUAUAACCUUUCAACAAGCAGUCAGCUUCCAGUCCCACCUCCAAAACAACCAACCCCAUCUGACUUGUCCGACAGGUUAUACACACAAAAUAUCCGAGUAUUUAGCCAAACAAGUGUGAAGAGAGAUCUCCACUAAAAGAGAAAGUAGAGGAGGGCAGAGAAUCUGAAGGGUCUAAGUGAUAUUUCAGUUACAAAUUUGUUUCUAACCAUAGAUUUCAGAAUGACGAGAAAAGCUCGUUGCUGCCAUAGCGAUUAAAACAUUUUAUACUUUUAAUUUAAAUAAGUUGCCAAGUUUCAGUCAUCAAAAACAUCCAAAUGUCACUUGUGCCCUUUAGAUCGUCAGACCGUGGUUUUGAUCUGUUUACAUAAAUGUGUCAUUAGCGGGUCAGAGCUCACCCUGCCAUCAUGUUUCUCUCUGACAAACGGGUGCUACAGUCACAGAACGGGAGAGAAAUUUGCAUUUAUUAUUGUUCAUAUUUCAUAUUCUCAAACGGGGAAGUGCCUCCAACUAUGUGGCCUUAGACAAGUCAACGUGGACCAUCGUUUGAACAUUAUUAACUGCUCAGAGGAGGGUCAUGCAGUGAUCGUACUUAGGAAAAGUCAUGAUUCUACAAGUGCAUGGCUAGUACAUAUCCCAUAACUAGAAAAUAACCCAAUAACAUAGGACUGGGUGAUAUAUCAAAAACUAGGUCAAUUUACGAUUUGUUUUUCUUUUCAAAAAUGAAAUAGAAAUGGCUUUUGAUUUCCUUAAACUUAAGAACAUACAGAGGACUAAAAGAAAACCCCAACUAUAUUACUGAUGAUUAGACAUGACUGAAUCUGAAUAUUAUUUUUGGCGAGUGUUGACAGCACCGGAGAAAUCUGAUGACCAAAUUUUAAAAUAACUUCUAACAUUUUCUUACUCAAACCAGAGGGAACUGCCAUGGCAUUUCAACAAUCUGACAAUGCCAGAAAUCAGAUAAUGAUCAGAUUUUGGUCCAUAUAUGAACAUAAAUUGCGUUGCACACUUUAGAACUACUGGACUAAAUACAGAUGCACUUGCUAGUAGAGUUAGAAUAGUAUAGAAUAUCAGAUACUAACCAGUUGGAAAACUAAUACUGAAACUAGAUAUUCAUUUGAGCAGGUAUGAAUACUGAACAAAAUCACACCAACGGGACAAAAUUGGAUGUUUUCUGAACAGUUUUAGAAAGAUUAUUAGAGGUAUCAGAUAUAUAAGACCACGUGGCAACAUAAAGAAAGUACUACUAUUUUGUGUUGAAAAUAAGAGCAUUUUCCAGUUUCCAAAAUCCAGUUUAAAAUGUUAAAAUAUGUUUGUUUGUUUGUUGUUUUUUAAUCAGUUCAUAUACUAACUAAAUAAUUGGUGUAAAAUAAACAGAGCUUUUAGAGCGACUUUGUAAUUCUCUGUGUAGCUGAAGAGAGUCUCAGUUUGACUCUACUGAGGUGAAGCUGAGCCCGAGGUGUAUUUUAUUUAUUCAUUUUUAUGUGGGAUUACAUCAUCAGAUUUUAAGUAUCGCUAGCCAUAUUUCUCAAAAGAAAAGGAUUUUUAAAUGUAUUAAAACUGACAAAAAUGUGUAACUUAUAAACUAAAAAGUCAAGUCAAACCUAUAAUUUUUCUGGUGUAAUGUUGUGAUGACAUAAUUGGUUUGUCAUGUUAGUAAUAGAAACCUUUCUUGCCCCACAAAUGUCCCACUUUAAAUUUUGAUUUUAAAUAUAAAUAUUUACAUUACCAAAAAAAAAAGUAAUCUAGUGCACUACAUUAUAUGGCCAGUCUGAGUUGGAGGCGCUACUGGCUGUGGAAGCAAGUUCAAAAGGGACAUGAAAAUGUUUUAUUUAAUUACAGCUUUAUCGUUUUUUUUUUAAACUCACUGAUUUAGAAUUUCAAAAAAUAUUUUAAAACUUGAAAAAAAAAUCUACAUUUAUUUCUAAAAAGGAGUUCUAUUUAUUUCCAGCCUGAAGCCUUAAUGUACUAACACCACGUUACACCUCUGACCUCUAUGCAGUCACUUUUGAGUAUCUCUACUAACACAAACCAAAUAUCUGUGUCUGUUGUAUAUAUGCAAGUACUCGCCAUUUCAACCUCUUCACCUUGGGAAUUUGCGAGAAAAAAUAUGAAAUGUUCUUAUUUCUGUGAUUACAAAUAUGAGAAAUAAUUGUUCUCAAAACUCAACAAUUGCUUAGAAUCCAGAGCGACUGAUAAAUACCGAUAUUUUUAGGAUGAUUAUAUAGAUUAUUUUCUCAAAUUCUGUUACUAAAAUUCACUACAAAGUCACACAGAGCCCUUUUUGGGGGUUUUUUGCAUUGAAGUAAUAAAAUAAAGCUGUGUGUAGUUUUUAAAGAGCAGAUUGACCAAAACGAAAUAUCGGGCUGUUCUGGAGAUUUAUUCCGAUAUCUGAUACACUCAAAACUGCAAAUAUCGGCCCCAAUCUAUGUGUCUUAUCUGUAGUCCAAACCCAGAGUGAGUCGGUGAUGCAUGGCCACUGAAUGCUGUAUUUCGAGUGUGUACUGUUACUGCUUACUGCAUUGUAUAUCAGAACUAUAAGUAUUACUACAAAAUAUAUAUCAACAUAUUAUAACGCAGUAUGAGCAAAGCAAAGAGUUGUGUUUUAUUUCUCACUAUUUCACUUUUUACUGUUAUUGUGUUUAUUAAUAUGUCUUUAUAACAUUUUAUUACAACUUUGUGUUUGUCCAAAAGUAUAGUUCAAUUCAAGUUUUAGGUUAGAAUCACAUUUGUGUCGUUCUUAAUGAAAUGUUACAAAUUGUUGAUGAAACAAUAUGAAAUCUUUACAGUUUGAAAUGGCUAUUCUUUGGUUGCGUUAUCUUUGUAACUGUGAUAUUUUAGCAGCUUUUCAUUAAUAAAUUUGUU